AUGCGGGGCGAAGCCUUCCUAGACGAGGCUUCCACGCCGGAAUUAGCACCGGGCGAAGUGGCCCCGCCGGGCACCGAACCUCUGCCGCCGAAAGCGAGCGCUGAGAUCGCGCGGGCACCCGUCAUGUAUAACGCCUCGCAGCCGCCGCCGCCUAUAAUUAGUAUGCCGAUCCCGCCGCCGCCGUUGUUCACGCAGUUCCCGCCGCGCUUCCCGCCGCCCCCGCGCCCGCCGCGCCCGCCCCCGCCCGCGCCUGCCCGCUCCGCCGGCCUUAGUCUGGUGGAUCAUUAUAACACAGACUCUGAUAGCGCUGCCUCAGAUUCCGAUGACAGCUCAUCAUCCGACAAAACUCCCAUCCCCACCCCGCCCGAGGACGUUCAACUCGUCAUAGACAAGAUGGCUGCCUAUGUGGCUCGCAACGGUGACGAGUUCGCGGAGAUCGUGCGCUCGAAAAACGACCCUCGGUUCACGUUCUUAGAGCCCAGUAAUGUGUACCACGCAUAUUACAAGAGACUGAUGCAGCAGAAGCGAGGCGAUGUCAAUGGGAAAGGAAAGGAUGCGAAGAAAAAGAGCUCGGCCCCUGUAUCUUUCUCAAUAAAAAAGCUAAAAGAACCAGAUCCAAUCCUUCCCAAACCAGCGCUUCCCUACGAAUCGAGUUCAGAAGACGAGUCGGAAAAAACAGAAAAGGCGGAAGAGCCCAAAGAGUCUCCCAAAUCAACCGCCCCUCAAAUAUUCCCGGCCGCUCACAUACCCCCUAUAGUUGUCUACAAGAUUGAAAACCAGACCAACGAUAUGCCCAAACCCAUAGCACCAGUCAAACCUAUCCCCCAAGUAAUACCUACCGUCUUACCGGAGAUAAAAGAAGUGAAAGAAAUAGAAAAGAAAGAAGAAAAACCGAUCCAAGAAGAAAUCAAAAUAAAAUCUCCAACGCCUGAGAAGAAAGUAAAAGAAAGCCCUAGGAAAGAGAAAAGAAAACAUAGGGAUAGGAAAAAAGAAUACAAAUCUAAAUCGGAGAGCAAAGAGUCUAAGAGAGUGGAGCGGAGUGUAGAUAGAGAGAAGAAGAAAGAGAGAGACGGGGAGAAAGAGAAAAAGAAACGAAGGUAUAGCAGAGAGGAGUUGGACAGUGAGAUUAUAUCGCUUGUCGACACUACGGACGAUCUGAUUGAUUUGACUGGCGACCAGGAUUCUAAAGGUGAAUCUGAUGCGCGCUCCAGCGACCGCGCCAAGCAGCAGGCGCGCCGGCGCCGCGCCGCCGAGUUCCUGAAGAAAGUCGGCGUGGACCCCGCCGCCGCCGCGUUGCCUACAUCUUCCUUAGCCAGCGCCAUGGUGGACACAUUGGAAUCGUUGCGAAAGAAGAAAGCCGAAGAGGAGGAGAAACGGAGAAAACGCGAGAAGAGACGUCAUCGAGACCGAUACGAUUAUGAAAAUGGGUCUGAAAGGUCACACAGAAAGAGCAAACGCAGAAAGAACAAGUCAUCAGAAGAAAAUGACGAGUCGGAUUAUGACGGCACCAAAAAGAAGAAACGAAAGAAGGAAAGACGACACGCCUCCAAAAGCAAAAAGCGGAGGCGCCGAGACGAACCAAUGGAGGAGGAAGAAGGAGAAAUUGACCACCCCAUCAAUAUUGACCUCACGAGCACUCUGAAGGAACUCAGGAACGCUUCCCCCACCAAAGAACUGGUACAGGAUAUUGACGACAACACGCAGCAAAGCUUUGUAAGGCAGGACGACUCCUCGGAGGAUGAGAAUGGAGAAGUGAGAAGGGACAGGAGAAGAAAGAAAGAAGAUAGGGAGUAUAGUGAGGGAGAGUGGUCUAGCGAUACGGAGCAGGACUCCGGGUCGUCUUAUAGCGGGAAAGAAGAAUGAUAAUCAGGUACACAACGACAAAUAUUCCCCCGACACAAAAGACUUAGUUAAGUAGAUUAUGAUUUCUUAACGAAUUAUGAAUGUAUGUAUUUAUAAAUAUAGAUUUCGUAUUGUUCCAAA
Messenger RNA from Ostrinia nubilalis (European corn borer), 1983 nucleotides. RefSeq names its product splicing factor, suppressor of white-apricot homolog. The record is from RefSeq and is a predicted model, not a curated record. Gene Ontology annotation, biological process: RNA processing; mRNA 5'-splice site recognition. The transcript has 10 exons. Gene Ontology annotation, molecular function: RNA binding. Lineage: Eukaryota; Metazoa; Arthropoda; Insecta; Lepidoptera; Crambidae. Bases 1 to 1863 code for a protein of 620 amino acids.